Molecule: messenger RNA, 735 nt
Organism: Emiliania huxleyi CCMP1516
Lineage: Eukaryota; Haptophyta; Isochrysidales; Noelaerhabdaceae
Exons: 1
Coding region: 63-641 (192 amino acids)
Molecular function (GO): protein binding
Source: RefSeq, a predicted model, not a curated record
UCUUCUCGGGCCAAGUCUCGCUCCCCGUCGGCCUCGCCGCCGGCGUCGCCGUCGUGUCCCUUAUGCUGAUCGCAACAGUCGUGACUCGACGGGAGAGAGAAGCCUCUCUGGCACCUCGGGCUCUCAAAGCUUCGCCGCGUGGGGUGGCUGUUGCGUGGCGUGGCGUGGUCAAAGGCGAUGAAGUUGACGACGAGGCUGGCGCCGCACCGGCCGUGCCCUGCUCAAGCCCGACGCAGCAAAAGGUAUGGUCGCCCACGACGAGCAUCGAGCAGACGACGAGACGGGCCGAGGCGGGCGACACCGAGGCGAUGAUGGAUCUCGGUCUCGCGUAUUACAUUGGCCUCGAUGGGGUGAGCAAGGACAUCACGCAGGCCUACAAGUGGUACCAGCGAGCUGCAGACGGCGGUUACCCCACAGGCAUGGCGCGCCGCCUCGGCUUCCUGGUGCAAGCCUCGGGCGAUGCGCCCGCGCUCGUGCCGAGCCUCUCGGGCGAUGAGGUGGAGGCGGUGGAACGAGGAGCGAGCAAAGCGGGUCGGGCGGGUGGGCCUCCGGCUGGCCCCACGGCACAGGAUUGUGCACGGGAGCGAGACGGGAAGGAGAGAGGCGGGAGGGGGGCGAACGCGCGCAUGUUUCUCCUCUGAUACCGUGAAUUCCGCGAAUGUGUCACACCGGUCACACCGGUCGCCCGGUCACACCGGUUGCAUUUGCUGAUUUAGGAGAGAUUUGAGUUGCACU